AUCAAUCCUUUUUCCUCCGUUGCCCGCCUCCACCGGAGCCAGAGGGGAAAAGUCCACCCACCGCCCGCCUCGCUCGCCGCCGACCGGCCGCCAUUCCUGCUCCUGCGCCCCCCUUCCCUCCCCAGGAAUUCCGGUCCGACCCCCGAAUUAAGCCGCCGCCUCAGAUCUCUCAGUCAGUCAAUUAUUCCGACGGCGGCGAGUUGAGCGGGGAAUAAACAGCCGUUGCAAUGGGUAACUAUCUGAUAAGUACAGGAACCAAACCAGAGGAACAUGUCCAUGUUAAACGAGCCAGGAGAUCCACCAAUGGCAAGGGUAGGCCGAACAUUAAACUUCAAGACCUUCCAGAGGAUGUCUUAUGCUCAAUUUUAUCGAAACUGCCUGCAAAAGAGGUUGUUCGGACCAGCGUCUUGGCGAGCGAGUGGAGGUCUUUGUGGACAGCUUGCCCCAAACUAAGUUUCAACGGCGCCCAUACGCAUGGGGUGAAGCAGCAUGCCCAGGUGUUCGUCGACCGUGUUAACGCGGUUUUGCGGAAGCACCGUGGCAAGUUUGUCGAAGAUCUCGAGGUUAAAUUUAUGUUUGAGAGCAAACUAGUUCAUCACCUCGACAAUUGGAUUAGGUUUGCUAUAUCGUCCCGGACAAAGAAGCUAGCUUUUGAUUUGGCACCCUCAUCCAAUCUCCUGAGACAUGGCUAUCACUACACGUUCCCAUUCCAUCUCCUUGACAAGGAAAGCCUAUCCUGCCUACACUUUCUGCAACUUAGCUUUGUAUGCUUCAAACCUCCUUCCCACUUCGCCGGUCUUCCAAACCUAAGAAAGCUCGAUCUCUAUUUACUGAAAGGCACCACUAGGCAGGAUCUCGAGAAUAUCCUGGGCAACUGCUGUAAACUCGAGUGCCUGAGCCUAGUCAGAUGCCACCUGAACGAUGAGCUGAGGGUCGUUCAGCCGUUGUCGCACUUGCACUACUUGAAGGUUAUAUACUGUGAGAUAACCAAGAUAGAGUUCCACGCUGCAAGUCUCUCCACCUUUUUGUACGAUGGAACAUACAUACCUAUUGCCCUCCGUCACGCUUCCAAACUGGAAAAUGCAAAGAUUUCGUUCCGCGGUGCAGUUUUUCAGCAUGCUGUCGCGUCACUCCUCAGCGGGCUUCCAGAUGUACAAAACCUGACGCUGGAUGUUUUAAUUCUACGGCUAGAGACCCGAUGGGCGUUAAAUAGUCCUUGCGUGUUUUCUCAGCUCAGGCAUGUGCAGAUAAUGUUGAUGAUAUCUUACGAAGAUCAUGAUAAAAUUCUCUACAUAGUUUCGUUUCUAAGGGUUGCUCCCUUCAUUGAAAGGUUGGAAGUACAUUUUAAUGGGACUUCUACCAUGUGGUUUGCAAAUGAGGGACCUUCCUGACAAGAGAUCCCGCUGUGUGAAUACACACAUCUGAAGAAUAUCCGUGUCUCGGGUUUCAGAGGGGCGAGAGGCCAAGUUGAAUUCCUUAUGCACAUUGUGGAGAAUGCCCCUGCGAUACAGGUUGUGACUGUGGAUACAACUCAAAGACUGACUGAUGCUUGGGAUCCAGAUGAAGUAAAGCCAGAACUCAAUAGUGAUGCGCUUGAUAUGGUUAGAGGCCCUCUGCUUGACAGACUCCCAUCGGGUGCAAAGCUUUUUCUUGCUUAAGGCAGCGACAGGUCAACAGGGGCGAAGCCAUCGACCACCUUCUGGUUUCUGGUGCGCAGAGGUGCUUGAGGCUAGGGGCAGAAUUAAUUGGGGUGCCUAGGGGGAACGAUUCUUUGCUAGACUGGUGGAGUUCUUGCAAAAUCGUUUCGGUGGCUAGGGCGAAUGGCUUCUUGCCAGGCUGGUGGAGCUCCAAACCAGCCCCUCACGGUUCGUUACUUGCUCCGGUGUUUUGGGAGCUAUGGAAGGACAUGGUCUUCAACCAGGCAGCAGCGCCCUUGGAGAGAUCGGUCCAUGGUCGUGUUCUUCGGAGCGGAUGCUGGGCUUCUUCGUAUCGAUCUCGAGGCCUUCUUUCAGUCAUCGAGGAGGUGGAUGUUGUUAGAUAGGAAGUUAUAUAUGAUGAUGUAGGUGCACUGUUGGUGCGUUUAUAGCAUGAUAACGUUUGUAUUGGAGGAUUUGUGUCCCUGUGCUGUACAAAUAGCAAAUUAAAUGUUGUCCUUUUGUACAUCUUUUCAAUGGUUUGAAUUGGCAAUUUGGGAACAAAUUUGCCAAGUGUGUGUGAGUGAUUGAGACGAGUUAAUAUACAUCAGUUGUGAAA
Messenger RNA from Triticum dicoccoides, 2253 nucleotides. Its product is annotated as F-box/LRR-repeat protein At3g26922-like. NCBI's taxonomy places the organism in Eukaryota, Viridiplantae, Streptophyta, Magnoliopsida, Poales, Poaceae. The record is from RefSeq and is a predicted model, not a curated record. The transcript is spliced from 5 exons. Bases 228 to 1391 code for a protein of 387 amino acids. Gene Ontology annotation, molecular function: protein binding.